Messenger RNA from Xiphias gladius (swordfish), 1672 nucleotides. It is a transcript of the gene mrrf, whose product is annotated as mitochondrial ribosome recycling factor. Gene Ontology annotation, biological process: translation. The record is from RefSeq and is a predicted model, not a curated record. Lineage: Eukaryota; Metazoa; Chordata; Actinopteri; Istiophoriformes; Xiphiidae. Gene Ontology annotation, cellular component: mitochondrion. Gene Ontology annotation, molecular function: ribosomal large subunit binding. The transcript has 7 exons. Bases 62 to 898 code for a protein of 278 amino acids.
AACAGUUUCAAACUACCACCCGGACGUGGCCAAACGUCGGCGAGUGAUGAUGACAACGUAGAUGUCAAAUGUGGCUUUUUCUCUGCAGCUAACAAGCUUCUGUAAAGACUUUAAACCUGAAGUUAUGGCUUUAAAUCAUCUGAGCCUGCUGCGACCUCUGCUGUGUCAGGCCCUGGUGCGACAGUUCAGGUCUCCCCUCGUGGCCACCUCCAGGGUCAGUGUAGCGCUACCGCCGCCCAGCACCACCUGUUACCCUGCUGCAUGCACCAGGUUCUAUGCCACCAAGAAGGCAAAAGCAAAGGCAAAGGGCCAGUCAGCUAAGAUGAAUAUUAAUUCAGCUCUGGUGGAGGACAUCAUCAGUCUGGAUGAAGUGAAGGAGGACAUGACAGCUGUUCUCAGUGCGCUCAAAGAUGACUUCACACGCAACCUCAGCAUCCGAACCUCUCCAGGAGCUUUGGAUCACAUUGUGGUGACAACUCAAGAUGGAAAGUUCCCUCUCAACCAGCUGGGUCAGAUCUCCAUGAAAUCACCUCAGCUCAUUAUGGUCAACAUGAGCAGCUUCCCUGAGGCUACAACGGCUGCCACCCAUGCCCUGAGAGAGAGUAGCAUGAACCUAAACCCAGAGGUGGACGGGACAAUCAUCAAGGUGCCUGUUCCCAAAGUAACACGGGAACACAGAGAGAACCUGGCCAAGCUGGCCAAACAGUUCAGCAACAAGGCUAAAGACUCACUGAGGAGGGUGCGAUCUAACGCUGUGGCACAGGUCAAAAAGGCGAAGGAAGGACACUCUGAGGACACCAUACGACUCGUAGAAAAACAGAUUCAGCAGAUGGCAGACAACAUUGCAGCGGACAUUGACAAACAGCUCGCAAGCAAGACCAAGGAGCUGUUGGGCUGACAGUAAAAAGAGUAACGCAGGUCAUCUUUCUGAUACUGUAUCAUCUGGUUAUAGCUCAACCUACAAAUGGACAUACACAACAGGAGCAACAUAUCAGUCUUAAAUGUUGGUAAUAGACAGUGACUGGAUCACGUUGAGGAAGUAGUUUUUGAAUCCCACAGAUAAACAAGUUUUGGAGCCUGUAGUACAUGUUUGGGUUCUCCUGGUAGACACUGGGCUUUGGUUCCUGUCCAAAUCACUGGCAAGGAUCUUCUCUUUGCUGCUGCGGGAUAUUUGUGUUUAACCGACAGGGCAUAAAAAGACAUUGGCAUGGAAACAGCAACGACAGACUGCCGGUCACCUCCCUCCUCCCUUGUUACCCUUCCUGUCUUCAGACAAACUCCGAGCGAGGGACGAAUGGACUUUUAAUGGGAUUUGUGGGCCUCCUCUGAAACAAACCCUUUGCCACAAGGGCUGUCUGUUUAUGUAAAACAAGCACACCCGUCUGAAUGUAAACUGGCUGCAGGUCUGUCAUGGUGGCAAGAGCGAGAGAGAAAGGGAGAGAGAGUUUAUUCCAGAGACGCAGGAACCAACUGAACAGAUAUCAUUAGCGUGUUGCCAAACAUUUGUUUCACAUUGAUUCAAAGUCUGUUAAAAAUGCACUUGAGAAAAAAAAAAAGCUCUUUAAUUUCUGCCCAUGUCUAGGAUUGAUAAUACGGCUACUCGCUUUUAAACACAAUAAAGUUGGGAAAGUAACAUUAUUGAUGGACUCCAUUAAAGAAACACUGCUUUGUA